This is a messenger RNA of Elephantulus edwardii (Cape elephant shrew), 4029 nucleotides long. RefSeq names its product patatin-like phospholipase domain containing 7 (gene PNPLA7). The record is from RefSeq and is a predicted model, not a curated record. Gene Ontology annotation, molecular function: phosphatidylcholine lysophospholipase A1 activity. The transcript has 35 exons. The coding region runs from base 1 to 4029 and encodes 1342 amino acids. NCBI's taxonomy places the organism in Eukaryota, Metazoa, Chordata, Mammalia, Macroscelidea, Macroscelididae. Gene Ontology annotation, cellular component: endoplasmic reticulum. Gene Ontology annotation, biological process: lipid metabolic process.
AUGGAGGACACCAUCCAUGCAUGCCCUGAGGGGACCUUCUGUCUGGAUUCCGCCCUGCACUCCUGGGGCCUGUACCUCAUGGCAGAGUGGGCACAGUCAACUAUGCUCAUCGGGCUCGUGAUGGGAGCCACUCUGGUCCUUCUUGGCUGCAUCAUCUUCCUCGCAUACCGAAGGGUGACUGGGUCUCGGGAGCUGCAGCCCACCACCCCACAGUAUAGGUUUCGCAAGAGGGACAAGGUGAUGUUCUAUGGCCGAAAGAUCAUGAGGAAGGUGACCACUCUUCCCAGCACACUUGUGGGGAGCAGUGCUGCACCCCGACAGCGAAUGAGGAAGCGGACCAAGGUGUUGUCCCUGGCCAGAAGGAUCCUGCGUUUCAAGAAGGACUACCCUGCGCUGCAGCCCAAGGAGCCCCCACCGUCCCUGCUGGAGGCUGACCUCACCGCCUCUGACCUCAAGAACUCGCACCUGCCCUCAGAGGUCCUGUACAUGCUGAAGAAUGUCCGGGUCCUGGGCCAUUUUGAGAAGCCACUGUUUCUGGAGCUCUGCAAGCACAUGGUGUUUGUGCAGCUGCGCCAGGGCGAGUAUGCAUUCCAGCCGGGGCAACCAGAUGAUAGCGUGUACGUGGUGCAGGAUGGGCGGCUGGAGGUCUGCAUCCAGGACCCGGACUCCGCUGAGGUGGUGGUCAAGGAGGUCCUAGCAGGAGACAGUGUCCACAGCCUCCUCAGCAUCCUGGACAUUAUCACUGGCCACGCUGCCUCCUACAAGACCGUGUCUGCGCGUGCUGCUGUGGCCUCCACUGUCCUCCGGCUGCCUGCUGAGGCCCUGCAGGGCGUGUUCCAGAAGUAUCCCGAGACCCUUGUGCGGGUGGUACAGAUCAUCAUGGUGCGGCUACAGCGUGUGACCUUCAUGGCCCUGCAUAACUAUCUGGGCCUGACCACAGAGCUCUUCAACCCGGAGAGCCAGGCCAUCCCUCUCAUAUCUGUGGCCAGCGUAGCCAAGAGACAGAUGUCGAGUAGCCUGGACCCGCAGCCUGAGCAGCCUCUGCAGCCUCAGGAGGCCGCUGACCCAGAUGGAGAGUGUGUCCCUGUGUUGGUCUCCCAGCCCCUGAUGCGAAGGAGUCUGUCUGUCCCAUUGCCAUCAGCAUAUGAGGAUGCCAAUUUCCUGGUCCCAGAGAAGCUCCAGAAGACCAUGGUUGGCAGGUUUGGCCCUACAGCCUCACCAGACCUCACAGUGAACAUCUCCUCAGACGUGCAGGCUUGUGACCUUGCCCGGGGCUUCUCACACACGGACGAGCAUGCCCGGAGCUCUUUGGCUGGCAAGUCCAAGAAAAGCGUGGUCUUGUCUGAGGCCCCAUCUACAGUCUUCCAUUACUCAGAGAGUCCCUCUGAUCAGGCUUUGGCUGGCCAGAAGACGGAUGCCAUCCUCAGAGCUGCCAAGAAGGACCUGCUCACCCUGAUGAAGCUGGAUGACCCCUCCCUACUGGAUGGCCGAGUGACACUCCUCCAUGUACCAGCAGGCACCGUGGUGUCACGGCAGGGGGACCAGGAUGUCAGCAUUCUCUUCGUGGUCUCGGGGCUGCUGCAUGUCUACCAGCGCAAGAUCGACAGCAAGGAGGACACCUGCCUGUUCCUCACACGCCCAGGAGAAAUGGUUGGCCAGCUGGCAGUGCUCACGGGAGAGCCCCUCAUUUUCACUGUCAAGGCCAAUAAGGACUGCUGCUUCCUCUCCAUCUCCAAAGCGCACUUCUACGAGAUCAUGCGGAAGCAGCCGACCGUCGUCUUGGGCGUGGCACACUCUGUAGUCCAGCGCAUGUCCUCCUUCGUCCGGCAGAUCGACUUCGCACUAGACUGGAUGGAGGUGGAGGCUGGGCGAGCAGUCUACAGACAGGGGGACAAGUCUGACUGCACCUACAUCGUCCUCAGCGGCAGGCUACGUUCAGUCAUCCGCAAAGAUGAUGGGAAGAAGCGCCUGGUGGGAGAGUAUGGCCGGGGAGAUCUGAUUGGUGUGGUGGAAACACUGACUCAUCAGGCCAGGGCCACCACGGUGCAUGCUGUACGGGACACAGAGUUGGCCAAGCUGCCCACAGGCGCCCUGACAUCUAUCAAGCGCAAGUUCCCUCAGGUGGUGACCCGGCUGAUUCACCUCUUGGGCGAGAAAAUUCUGGGCAGCCUCCAACAGGGACCUGUAGCAGGUCACCAGUAUGGGCUCCCCAUGGUGAGCACCCAGUGGGACAUGGGGAACCCCGCUAGCAACCUCGCCACAGUGGCAAUCAUGCCAGUGUCGGAGGACGUGCCACUGCCUGCCUUUGCCCUGGAACUCCAGCAUGCCCUGCAUGCCAUUGGCCCUGUCCUGCUGCUGACCAGCGACAACAUAAAGCAGCGCCUGGGCUCUGCAGCCCUGGACAGUGUCCAUGAAUACCGGCUGUCCAGUUGGCUGGGGCAGCAGGAGGAUAUCCACCGGAUUGUCCUCUACCAGGCUGACAGCACGCUGACACCCUGGACUCAGCGCUGCAUCCGCCAGGCUGAUUGCAUCCUAAUCGUGGGCCUGGGCGAGCAGGAACCUACCGUGGGCCAGCUGGAGCAGAUGUUGGAGAACACAGCUGUGCGCGCCCAGAAGCAGCUGAUCCUGCUGCAUCGGGAGGAGGGCCCGGAGCCGGCCCGGACAGUGGAGUGGCUCAACAUGAGGAGCUGGUGCUCCGGCCACAUGCACCUUUGCUGUCCACGGAGGGUCUUCUCCCGUAGGAGCCUGCCCAAGCUGGUAGAGAUGUACCAGCGUGUCUACCAGAGGCUGCCCGACCGGCACUCGGAUUUCUCCCGUCUGGCGCGGGUGCUGACCGGUAAUGCCAUCGCCCUGGUGCUUGGUGGAGGGGGAGCAAGGGGCUGCUCUCAGGUCGGCAUCAUCCGGGCCCUGUCUGAAUGUGGUGUCCCUGUGGACAUGGUUGGAGGGACGUCCAUUGGGGCUUUCAUGGGGGCCCUAUACGCAGAGGAGCGGAACUACAGCCGGAUGCGCAUCCGGGCCAAGCAGUGGGCUGAGAACAUGACAUCUAUGGUGAACACAGUGCUGGACCUGACCUACCCCAUCACCUCCAUGUUUUCGGGUGCUGGCUUCAACAGCAGCGUCUACAAUGUCUUCAAGGACCGGCAGAUAGAGGACCUGUGGCUGCCCUAUUUCACUGUCACCACGGACAUCACAGCCUCAGCCAUGCGGGUCCACAUGGAUGGUUCCCUGUGGAGGUACGUGCGUGCCAGCAUGUCCUUGUCUGGCUACAUGCCCCCGCUCUGUGACCCCAAAGACGGACACCUGCUGAUGGACGGGGGCUAUAUCAACAACCUUCCAGCGGACGUGGCCAGGUCCUUGGGGGCAAAGGUGGUCCUCGCCAUCGACGUGGGCAGCCAGGACAAGACGGAUCUCACUAACUAUGGCGACUCUCUGUCAGGAUGGUGGCUGCUAUGGAAGCGCUGGAACCCCUUAGCAUCGAAAGUCAAGGUACUGAACAUGGCAGAGAUCCAGACCCGCCUAGCCUAUGUGUGCUGCGUCCGGCAGCUGGAGAUGGUGAAGAACAGUGACUAUUGCGAGUACCUACGUCCCCCCAUCGACAGCUACGGAACGCUGGACUUCACCAAGUUCGAUGAGAUCUGCGAAGUGGGCUACCAGUAUGGACGGACAGUGUUUGACAUCUGGGUUCGAAGUGGUGUGUUGGACAAGAUGCUGAAGGACCGUCAGGAGACAAAGACGAAGGCCUGCGACGUCCUCACUUGCCCCAACGCCUUCUUCACGGACCUUGCUGAGAUCGUGUCCCGGAUAGAGCCUGCCAAAGCCACCACAGUGGAUGAUGAGUCUGACUAUCAGACUGAGUACGAGGAGGAGUUGCUGGGUACCCCCAGGGACAUAUACACCGACCUGCAGAGCACCGCAGUGGGGGACGACUCAGACUCGGAUGAGCCCUCACUACGAUGCCGGCAUGUAUGUCCAGCUUCCCUGUCCUCCUCCCAGGAUCUCACCGUGCCCUCGUUUUUGGACCACAAGUAG